AACGACUCAAACAAGUAAGCCCCAGCAGACUACUUUUCUCUGUUUCUAGCGCUUUCUUUCUGUGUGGUUGCUCUUCUUUUCUUGUGUUUAUUGAUACAGAUCCUCAACUUAAGAAAAAACCCAGUUCACUUUUGGUAUCAGAUGUUCAGAGAAAGAUAAAUAUAUAACAAUUCCCUCUCAUUACCUCAUGCAAUUUAAUCAACAUUUGUUGGUACAUUUAUUGAGAACAACCUGCCAAACCAGGCCAAUCAUAAAGCAGAAUUGAAUACUUCCAUUUAAGGAGAUUGAGGUUGCAAGAGAAUGAAGAACUCGGUUUCGGACCAGAGUUUCUACAUUGAGAGUGAAGAUGAGGAAGAUGAGGAGAAAGUGUUUAACAGACAUGAAGGAGAAGAUGAUGGAAAUGAAUCUGACGUAUCUGAUUCUUCGGCUGAAGACCAGCAGCAGAAUAAACCCAGUUCCUACAACACGUCAUGGCCUCAAAGUUACAGGCAGUCUAUUGAUUUGUACAGUAGUGUACCAUCUCCAAGUAUCGGGUUCUUGGGCACUCCUACACUUUCAAGAUUAGGCAGUUCGUUUCUUUCCUCAUCGUUUACAAGAAGACAUACCCCGGAAUCAUUAUCUGCAGUGACAAAACCUCUACUACCAACAGUAGAUGAUCAAAUACAGCCUCAUAGACGUAGUUCGCACACUCUCCUACCCCCCAUUCCAUCAAGGAGACAAUCUGUCAGAGUAGAUGACAAGACCUCCAAGGUCUCCCAUGAACUUCCAAUUUCUCGCCAGUGCUCAUACGGGCAAGCUGUGCUAAAUGGCAUCAAUGUGCUAUGUGGAGUUGGAAUCCUUUCAACCCCAUAUGCUGCCAAGGAAGGAGGAUGGUUGGGGCUCAUAAUAUUAUUCACGUUUGCAGUGCUUUCGUUUUACACUGGACUCCUCUUGCGCCAAUGCCUGGACAGUGAGCCUGGGCUUGAAACUUACCCAGAUAUUGGUCAAGCCGCAUUUGGAACCGCCGGCAGAAUUGCCCUCUCGAUAAUAUUAUACGCGGAGUUAUAUGCUUGUUGCGUUGAAUAUAUAAUUUUAGAGGGUGAUAACUUGUCAUCCUUAUUCCCAAAUGCACAUAUCAGUUUGGGUGGAUUUGAGUUGAAUUCCCAACGUCUGUUUGCAUUGAUGACAACCCUUGCUGUUCUUCCCACUGUUUGGCUCAGAGACCUCAGCGUUCUUAGUUAUAUCUCUGCUGGUGGAGUCGUUGCAUCAAUCUUGGUAGUACUUUGCUUGUUUUGGGUUGGCUUGGUAGAUCAAGUUGGCUUUCAUAACAAAGGAACGACAUUGAACCUGGCUAGUCUUCCUGUUGCUGUUGGGCUCUAUGGUUACUGCUAUUCAGGACAUGCUGUUUUCCCCAAUAUCUAUACCUCAAUGGCAAAACCAAGUCAAUUCCCUUCAGUCCUCAUAGCUUGUUUUGCAAUCUGUUCUUUGUUGUAUGCUGGAACUGCAAUUAUGGGGUACACAAUGUUUGGAGAAGCAACAGAAUCACAGUUUACUCUUAACAUGCCUAAAGAUCUGAUUGCUUCAAAGAUUGCUGUGUGGACAACGGUAGUCAACCCAUUUACCAAAUAUGCAUUAACCAUGUCUCCGGUGGCAAUGAGUCUUGAGGAGCUGAUACCGUCAACCCAUCUUAAGUCUCACAUCUAUGCUAUCUUAAUCAGAACAUCACUGGUGAUCUCAACCUUGAUUGUUGGUCUCAGCGUCCCUUUCUUUGGUUUGGUGAUGUCAUUGAUAGGGUCUUUACUCACAAUGCUUGUGACCUUGAUACUUCCUCCUGCAUGUUAUUUAAGCAUCCUGAGGAGUAAAGUAACCCGUAUUCAGGCUACACUUUGUGUAAUAGUUAUAGCAGUGGGAGUAGUUUCAUCAGCCUUUGGAACAUACUCAGCACUCUCCAAGAUUGUUGAGAAUUUGAGAAGCUGAGAGUUUUUCUGUUAUUUAACUUCUAGAGUUGCCUUGAUUAUGUAGACAAAGUUUAUUGCUGUGCUGCUUCUCCAUUUCCUAAAUGUUGAGUCAGUUGUGGAAUUUUGUAUCCCUACUCUCAAAGUUUUGAUGUGUUGUUGUUUUUCUUAUGUGAUUUACACAAAAGAGAUCAAAUAGAAUUCAUGAGAUGGCUUUUCUCUUGCUUU
Messenger RNA from Theobroma umbraticum, 2162 nucleotides. The record is from RefSeq and is a predicted model, not a curated record. Lineage: Eukaryota; Viridiplantae; Streptophyta; Magnoliopsida; Malvales; Malvaceae.